This is a messenger RNA of Nerophis lumbriciformis (worm pipefish), 342 nucleotides long. NCBI's taxonomy places the organism in Eukaryota, Metazoa, Chordata, Actinopteri, Syngnathiformes, Syngnathidae. The record is from RefSeq and is a predicted model, not a curated record.
AUGAAGAUGCGUUGGCUAUGGUCUCUCUGCCUAUUGGCACUACUGCUGGUGGCCUGCGUCUCCUCGGCAGCACUUGCGCGCAGUAACGCCGGCCGCGGCGGAACGCUCGCUUCCUAUAAACAGGAUCUUCUGGGCUCGUCCCUGACGGAGGUCCUGUUGGACGACCUCCUCCGGAUGGAGAACGAGGCCGCGGAGGAGGAGGAGGAGCCGGGACGCGACGGGGAGGAAGAAGCCCGGGAGCGGCGAUCCCACGUCGACGGCGCUCUCGGCGCGCUGGUGGGGGCUCGCGAAAGAAAAGCGGGUUGCAAGAACUUCUUCUGGAAAACCUUCACGUCCUGCUGA